AUGGCUUCUUCUCAUCAGAUUUACAAACUAAUCACUAUUGCAAUUCUCUUCCUCUCCUUCACAUUAACCUCUCUCGCUGAAAACACAGAGCUCGCAAGCGCUACACAAUGUAGUUCCGGACCAGGAGCAUCGUCUUGCAACAACAAUAAAGAAUCGAAGAAACUCAAAUUCAUAGCUAUUGCCUCGAUCUUAGCUGCGAGUAUGAUUGGUGUUUCUUUACCUUUGUUUACUCGUAACAUUCCUGCGCUAGGACCAGACCGAGAUCUUUUCGUGCUCGUUAAGGCAUUGGCCUCGGGAGUUAUCUUAGCGACUGGUUAUAUGCACGUGUUACCUGACUCUUUUUUCGAUCUUAAUUCCCCUUGCUUGCCAACAAAUCCGUGGAGGAAGUUUCCGUUCACGGCGUUUAUUGCUAUGAUCUCGGCUUUGUUCACGUUGAUGGUUGAUUCUUAUGCCAUGAGUUGGCAGAAGAAGAGAUUGUUGAAACCGCAAGAAAAUGUUGUCGGCGAAACCCUAGAGAAUGGAUCAAAGGAAAUGGAGAAAGAAAACGGGAGUAUAGUCUCUGACGAAGCGAAAUCUCAGCUUAUUAGGUAUCAAGUCAUUGCUCAGGUAUUGGAGCUAGGGAUUGUAGUGCACUCGGUUGUUAUCGGCCUAGCAAUGGGAGCUUCGGAUAACAAAUGUACCAUACGUUCUCUCAUCGCCGCUCUUUGUUUUCAUCAACUAUUCGAAGGAAUGGGACUUGGCGGUUGCAUUCUUCAGGCGCAAUAUGGAGGGAAAAUGAGAUGGACAAUGGUGUUUUUCUUCUCGAUCACAACACCAUUAGGGAUCGUUCUAGGAAUGUUGUUACAAACGGUAUACAGCCCGACGAGUCCAACGGCAUUGAUCGUGGUCGGGGUAUUAAACGCGUGUUCGGCCGGUUUAUUGAACUACAUGGCACUUGUUGAUCUAUUGGGUGCUGAUUUUUUGGGACCAAAGUUGCAAGGGAACAUGAAGCUUCAGUCAAUGGCUUAUGUUGCUGUUUUUCUAGGUGCUGGAGGAAUGUCUUUAAUGGCCAAAUGGGCUUAG
Messenger RNA from Arabis nemorensis, 1062 nucleotides. NCBI's taxonomy places the organism in Eukaryota, Viridiplantae, Streptophyta, Magnoliopsida, Brassicales, Brassicaceae. The record is from the annotation of a GenBank genome assembly.